UUAUUUUGUCACUAUUUUUUUCUUCAUCUGGUCAGCGGUACUACACUUUAGGCGGGAAAUAAAAGUGUUAUGACAUACGCGUAGUUGAUGCAUGUGCUCUGUUACGUAACAGAAUCAAGUGAUAACAUUGUUUAUUUAUCCUCGAAAUCACCUUUUAUUUACUAYUUGUAAUUWCGUACAARUCUAUAAUCCUGUUUUCCCGGUACCUGAUCAGUCAUCGGCGCUUUUUUUUCUGCAAAUAUCGGAARAAAAUCAUCUCAAUUUCGAGCAAAAUGGCGUCUUCUGAACCUCCAUCGAAGAAAGCGAAAAAGGAAAGCAAAGGAAGCGRCGAAGAGAUAGACAUCAUGAAGCAUUAUAACGAGAAAAGAAAAGGUGUAUGCGAUUCUGUUUUGGACUUUAAGUUCAAUAAGAAACGAGUUCGUCUUUUGACGAGCACAACAGACAUGAAGGAUGAUUGCAAAGGCAUUUUAUACUGGAUGUGGCGAGAUCAACGUGUCCAAGAUAACUGGGCAUUGCUGUAUGCACAAAGAUUGGCAUUAAAACAACAAGUUCCUCUACAUGUGUGUUUUUGUUUACCAAAACAAUUCCUUGAUGCAACCAUAAGAAAGUAUGGCUUCAUGAUUAAAGGGCUUCAGUUUGUGGAAAAGGAGUUAGAAGAUCUAGACAUAAAAUUUCAUCUUCUUCUUGGUGAACCUGACCAAGUUUUACCUGGAUUUGUUAAGGAGUUUGGUUUUGGUGGAAUUGUAUGUGAUUUCUGCCCAUUACGACUUCCAAUGAAAUGGGUCAAUGAGUUUGUCAAGUCUCUUCCAAAAGAUGUCCCUCUCUGUCAGGUUGAUGCUCAUAAUAUUGUUCCAUGUUGGGAAGCUUCUCCAAAGUUAGAAUAUGGUGCUCGUACCAUUCGACCUAAAAUCCACAAAGUUCUGCAGUCAUUCCUGACAGAGUUUCCACCUGUUAUCAAACAUCCACAUCAAACAGAAGUGAAGUCAAAAGGAGCUGACUGGAGUGCAGCCAUGGAUUUCAUAGAAGUGGAUUCUAGUGUACCUGAGGUAGAUUGGGCCAAGCCUGGAACUGCAGCGGGCUUAAAUAUGCUGGAGUCAUUCUGCAAAGUAAGACUCAAAAACUUUGGUGCAUCAAGAAAYGAUCCAACCAAGAAYGCUAUAAGUAAUUUGUCACCAUGGUUUAAUACAG
Exaiptasia diaphana is the source of this 1188-nucleotide messenger RNA. RefSeq names its product deoxyribodipyrimidine photo-lyase. Lineage: Eukaryota; Metazoa; Cnidaria; Anthozoa; Actiniaria; Aiptasiidae. The record is from RefSeq and is a predicted model, not a curated record. Gene Ontology annotation, biological process: photoreactive repair. The transcript has 5 exons. The annotation marks the transcript as partial. Gene Ontology annotation, molecular function: deoxyribodipyrimidine photo-lyase activity.